AGAGGCUCGUGCCAGCUGAGCUUCAGACUGUCAGCUAAAUAGUUUACCUAACUUAAUUUGUUUACAUAUCAACCAACUUAGUUUUUGCGUGAAGUUGGAAACAUAAUGGCGUUUAACGCAUCAGUCAGGAACUUUGUACCCAUAUCAGAAUUACACCCAAACACAACGCAAGCGAAGGUAGUUGGAGUGGUCAUUGGGAAAACGGAUGCAAGAGGAUUUCCUGACAAGAAAAAUUUUGGCAGUGAGAGGUUCACUUUCAGCUUUACAAUAAAGGACUCACCGGACUACUCCAUUAAUGUGGCCUCAUGGGGCAGUGAAGACUAUAUCAAUGGGCUAUGUGGCAGCUUCAGAACAGGAGAUUGUGUUGUUAUUGAGAAUCCACUAGUUACACCCAAGGACCCUGAAAAAGAGGAACGAUAUUGUCCAGCAACGCCAAGUUUCUACAGGUUGCUGAUGACCGAAACGCACUCUCUGAUAAGACUGUGUGCAGAUGUGGAGGAGGAAAACAGACUGCUUCCCCUCCUCCAUGUGCCAGUCAAAGACCCACGAGACUUCUACACCUUGGGAGACAUCAAUGCCAAUGGUCAAAGCCUAGACGGUUUUAUCAACAUUCUGGCUGCUGUCAGAUCGACUGGGGAGCAGAAGUUCUUCACAACCUCAGAUGGGCGUAAAGGACAGCGCAUGGAGAUAAAGCUCUUUGAUGAUACAGUGAACUCUUUUCCUCUAGUUUGUUGGGAUCGUGAGACUAUUCAAUUCAUGCAGUCACUGACACCAAAAGAGACAGUGCUGUUCAUCGCUGAUGCCCGGGUGAAAUUUGACACCUUUCGUAACACCAUGACCGCCACUGCUACCACUAAAACAAUUAUCACCAUCAAUCCUGACACUCCAGAGGCCAACCAGCUCUUCAAUUUUGCGAAGGAGUUCUCUGAGUCAGGAGCCCUGGACGAGACAGACAAUCAGUUAGGAGACGACAUGCCAUUGGACUCCAUCACUGAUCUACUGACUGUGAGCCAGCUUAGGAGCAAAACCCAAGAGACUUUUGAUGCUUUUUAUGCUGUCACAUAUGCCUUCAUCUCUGCGUUGCCUUUGGACACCCCCUCCAAAGUGGUCAGAAACAGAUGUGCCAGGUGCAGGUUGCCGGUGGCUGAGGAUGUGAUGGUGUGCACCAGUUUCUCCUGUGCUGGUCAAGGCCAGGAGCUGGAGAUGUUUUCGGGCUUUGACUUACUCCUGGACAUCAGCGAUCAUACAGGCACACUACAGUCCUGCUACCUCGCUGGUACUGUGGCUGAGAAAACUCUGGGUUGCGCUGCCGAAGAAUAUGUGAAUCUCUCUGAAGUAGAACAGACAGCCUUGAAAUGGAGGUUUCUUCUGGAAAGAUGCAAGAUUUACCUGAAGGUCCAGCCAGCCCCCAAGUUCAAGAGUGGUUGGAGAAUCAGCAUCCUCUCCUGCACACUCGCUGACUCAGUGGAAGUCAAGCAAAGUUUGGAGACGGAUGCUCUGUGACUCCGCACAUCAAUUGUAGAUGUAUUUUUUUAUUUUAUAUAUUAUAUUGGUGCACUUUAUUUUACUUCUAUGUAUUUCUUGUGUAUUUUAAAAUAAUUAGUCCAUAGACUAAUGUACAGUAUGUAUUAGUGUCAUGUUGUCUAUAGACCACUUCUUUACAUUCUUGUUCAUUAUGAUAAAAUGUUAUUUGAUGUUGCAUGUCCAUGUCUUUAUUGUUGCACAAUUUUCAUAAGAAUAAUCUCUUAAUGUAAUGAAUCUAUAAUCUUGUCACGAAACAAGUCCUGUGAAAUAUGUAGAAUCUGUGAAUAAGAAUUAAUGCAAUAAA
Molecule: messenger RNA, 1828 nt
Organism: Sardina pilchardus (European sardine)
Lineage: Eukaryota; Metazoa; Chordata; Actinopteri; Clupeiformes; Clupeidae
Gene: meiob
Product: meiosis specific with OB-fold
Exons: 14
Coding region: 106-1503 (465 amino acids)
Biological process (GO): resolution of meiotic recombination intermediates
Molecular function (GO): single-stranded DNA binding; single-stranded DNA 3'-5' DNA exonuclease activity
Source: RefSeq, a predicted model, not a curated record